Molecule: messenger RNA, 2958 nt
Organism: Cephus cinctus (wheat stem sawfly)
Lineage: Eukaryota; Metazoa; Arthropoda; Insecta; Hymenoptera; Cephidae
Gene: Arf79F
Product: ADP-ribosylation factor 1
Exons: 5
Coding region: 328-876 (182 amino acids)
Biological process (GO): vesicle-mediated transport; intracellular protein transport
Cellular component (GO): plasma membrane; cytoplasm
Molecular function (GO): GTP binding; GTPase activity
Source: RefSeq, a predicted model, not a curated record
AUCCUUUCCACGUCCGCCAUUUUGACAUACGGUACUUUUCGGGAGUGUUGGUUUUAUGUUUUACUGUUUCUCGUGAAAAUAAUCUUUUUUACUGAAACGUAAGUAGUCAUAGAUAUUGCAAUCGGGGCUGGUGAUGUCGAUAAACGUGACAGAGAGGAGGAAGACGUGAGAUUCGUUGAGAAUUCCCUGGGAACUAGCAUUAGGAAUACCGAGGGGAGUAGGUCGAAGGUGACAGACAACCGGGUGUAACAGUGUCUCCGUAAGCGGCAUCGAAUUCUUGGCUAUUUUGCGUCUUCAGUACUCGUACCUACAUAACCAACACCGACCAUGGGGAACAUGUUCGCAACGUUAUUCAAAGGCCUCUUUGGCAAGAAGGAGAUGAGGAUCCUGAUGGUUGGUCUGGAUGCCGCCGGAAAAACCACAAUUCUGUACAAAUUAAAGUUAGGCGAGAUCGUUACGACGAUUCCCACUAUAGGCUUCAAUGUAGAGACAGUCGAGUAUAAAAAUAUUAGUUUUACGGUGUGGGACGUGGGUGGUCAAGACAAAAUCAGGCCACUAUGGCGACAUUACUUCCAGAACACACAGGGACUGAUAUUCGUCGUAGACAGUAACGACAGGGAACGUAUUGGCGAGGCACGCGAGGAGCUUAUGCGGAUGUUAGCAGAAGACGAGCUCAGGGAUGCCGUACUACUUAUAUUCGCUAACAAACAGGACCUACCUAAUGCGAUGAAUGCAGCAGAGAUCACUGACAAGCUAGGGUUACACUCACUGCGUAAUCGUAACUGGUAUAUCCAAGCGACGUGCGCCACGAGUGGUGACGGCCUCUACGAGGGCCUCGACUGGCUCUCCAACCAGCUCAAAAAUGCCAACCGCUAAUCGUCGCAUCGCGCCGUCAACAUUCAGUUGCUAUAAUUAACAUCGUAAAGAAGGAAAAUAACAACAAGAUCCAACCAGUCGAGCCGCGCACCCGUUUCCCCACGAACGAAAGAACGUACAACACGCAACCGCAACAACAACAACAAAACUACACCAACAUAAAACGAAAAGACAUGCGAGCUGGCCGAGGACUCGAUACUAUCCUUAAAGGGUCGUCCGGAGAUGAGAGAGACUUGGAGAUAGAACAGCGAAAUCAAUUGACCAGGAAGAAGGCGUUACCGAGCCGGCUCGUAGAUGGGAUUCAGCGCAGAGAAAAAUUUCAGAGAGAAAGAGCAAGGAAAGAAGAGGACGAGGAAGAAGUGAAGGAACUACUAGAGAAUAAGAUCAAUCGACAGGAGAAUAGGGGAAAAAGGAAGUUAGGUUAGUUUUGGGGGAUAUGGGUGGGUCGGUGAUCGUUAAGAAUAAUUUUCUACGAUCGCCCGGGACUCUUGCCUCGUGCAACCACCACCACCAACAACAACAAUGAUUAAUUAUAUUAUUAUUAAUUAAUUAUAUUAUUAUAUUAAUUAUUAUUAGCAUUAUAGUUACACCUUUUUACACAGAGAAACGAUACCCACGCAAGAGCCGGAGAUUCUCGUUACAAGCUAUUUCACGCGAAACCGUUAAUUAAAAAUGAAAGAAAGAAAAAACAAUAUUUACGGAAGUUAUUGCAGAGAGAUGCACGUUAAAUUGACGCGUGCGCAAUCACGGCCCACGUUCACACUGCCUCGGUUCAGUGAAUUCCUCAAGUGACCGCUGUUAUUCGCGUUCGUGAAUCACGUUAACCUAACAUAACCUAAUCCAGCCUCUAUACCCAUUGGUUACGAUCUCCAUUAUCUUCAUCCUACGAGUUGGUCACCCCGGGGAGUUACAGAUGAUCCUGAGCUAAAGGAACUCAGGCCCUCCGGUUCCUUCCAAUCACGAUCGUUAACCUCUCAGGACGACUGGCUUUCGCGAAGGUUCGUCUCAAAGCGAAGCAAGCGGCCGGCGGGGAUGCUGUCCGUACGAUCUCUAUCACCCGGGCGACACUCUCCCGUUUGCCGAGGUACACCGGCCGGACAUACGACACUGACACCUUUCGCUCUCGUAAAUCGACAUUCCGAGGAACCUCCGACACGUUGUGGGAAAUUUAGCGAGAGCGCGACGGACCGCGGGCUACGAUAAAUCGGUUGCAGUUAUACAGACAGUAAGGAUCGAGACAUUACAAAGAAAAAGAAGGGAAAGACUAAAGAAAAGCAUAAUGAUAAAGAUUAUUCCAGAGGACGAUGAAAUUUACGAUGUUAAAUAAAAAAAAAAUUGGAAAAAGAGGAAAAAUUAAGAAUAUUAUCAUAACAAUAAUGUAAGACCGGUCGCGAGGAGCUCAUCAGACGUUUCGCACCGGCCGCCGAAGGGAUUCGUCUUCCUCUUCCUGGAGAUGAGGUUCCUGCACAAGUAAUUCUCUUUCUCUGUUACAUAGACAUUGUCCCUUUCCUUCGCUCAUCUUUCUCUCUCUCUCUCUCUCUCUCUCUCUCUCUCUCUCAUUCUCUAAUCGGCCCGAUGGAAACUCGCCUUUUCCUCUCUUUCCGUCGUAACGCGAGGACUCCGUAUAAUUAUGUAUGAAUGUUUAACGAUUUGUGAAAUAUACUGUAAUUGUGCUUUACGACGUUUAUUAUGAGUGUUCUUUGGUGUUCGACGAUAUGUAAGACGCUCGUCGACCGGCGUUUCUCGUUCUCGUCGUCGCCGUCGCUGAUUAAGACGCUGAUCCGCGUAAUUCCUAUUUCACCAUCGUGAUUUAUUCCUCAGCUAUCCUUUAAAGUAAAUAUAUAUAUAAACACACACAUAUAUAUAUAUAUAUAUUACAAUAAAUUAUAAACUGAAAAAUUAUGUACGACGACGGCCCUCGACUUGCUUCGUUCGCGUCUGGUGAAAUUGUGCUCGACUUCCUCGUUUCCCAAAGGCAGCGUGCGAAUUUUAGUCCUAGUUGCGUGUGGCGGAUUUUUGUUGUCAGUGCUGACUACUUACUUGUAAGGCUAAGUUUAGAAAUUAUAUCGAUUUUAAAAGGAA